GGGAGCGGAAGUGAAGUGAGUAAUAACCUCAGCCGCUGGACAAGUCAGGCGCUGGGGUUAGAUUUACCGAGUGGCGAAAGCUUCCAGUUGAACGUCUGCUCCUACGCCGGCGUGGGUACCCUUGCCUCAUCCGGAAGGGCAGGAACCGCGUCUCCGGCAGUCUCCUCCCCUUGCCAGGGAGGGAGGAAAAUAACGAAGAGGGAUCCUAUGUCUCAGUGGUGUUCCUGAGGGGCGGCAGGAGACAACGGCGGGAGCGUGAAGUUAAAGAAGAUGCCGUUGGCACAGUUGGUAGACCCCUGGCAGAAAAUGGCUGUGGAGAGUACGGCCGAGAGCGGCAGCAGCGUCGAGAAUGGUCAACAAAUUAUGGAUGAGCCUAUGGGAGAAGAAGAACUAAAUCCACAAACAGAAGAAGGCAAUAUUAAAGAGAUUGCAAUAACAUAUCAUGUCAAAGAAGGGCAUGAAAAAGCAGAUUCUUCACAUUUUGAACUCCUUAAAGUACUAGGCCAGGGAUCUUUUGGAAAGGUAUUUCUUGUGAAAAAAAUCUCAGGAUCUGAUGCCAAACAGCUGUAUGCAAUGAAAGUGCUUAAAAAAGCAACAUUGAAAGUUCGUGAUCGUGUUCGGACAAAAAUGGAACGUGACAUCUUAGUAGAAGUUAACCAUCCCUUUAUUGUCAAGUUACAUUAUGCUUUUCAAACAGAAGGGAAGUUAUAUCUUAUUUUAGACUUUCUCAGGGGAGGCGAUUUGUUUACACGCUUAUCCAAAGAGGUCAUGUUCACAGAGGAUGAUGUCAAAUUUUAUUUGGCUGAAUUAGCACUCGCUUUAGACCAUCUGCAUAGUCUUGGGAUAAUAUACAGAGAUCUAAAACCAGAAAACAUACUUCUUGAUGAAGAAGGACAUAUUAAAUUAACAGAUUUUGGCUUGAGCAAAGAAUCUAUUGAUCAUGAGAAAAAGGCAUACUCCUUUUGUGGAACAGUGGAAUAUAUGGCCCCAGAAGUAGUUAAUCGGCGAGGUCAUACACAGAGUGCAGACUGGUGGUCAUUUGGUGUGUUAAUGUUUGAAAUGCUCACUGGUACUCUACCUUUCCAAGGGAAAGACAGAAAAGAAACAAUGACUAUGAUUCUCAAAGCCAAACUUGGAAUGCCCCAGUUUUUAAGUCCAGAAGCUCAGAGCCUUCUUCGAAUGCUUUUCAAAAGGAAUCCUGCAAAUAGAUUAGGAGCAGGUCCUGAUGGAGUUGAGGAAAUUAAGAGGCAUCCAUUUUUCACCUCAAUAGACUGGAAUAAAUUGUACAGAAGAGAAAUUAAUCCACCAUUUAAACCUGCGACUGGUAGACCUGAGGACACUUUUUAUUUUGAUCCUGAAUUUACAGCAAAAACACCAAAAGAUUCACCUGGUAUUCCACCAAGUGCUAAUGCUCAUCAGCUUUUCCGGGGUUUCAGUUUUGUAGCUAUUUCAUCAGAUGAUGAAAAUCAAGCUAUGCAGUCAUCUGGUGGGCAUUCAAUUGUUCAGCAGUUGCACAGGAACAGCAUUCAGUUUACUGACGGAUAUGAAGUCAAACAAGAUAUAGGAGUUGGAUCCUAUUCCAUUUGCAAGAGAUGUAUACAUAAAACCACAAAUAUGGAAUAUGCUGUAAAGAUUAUAGACAAGAGUAAGAGAGACCCUACAGAGGAAAUAGAAAUAUUGCUACGAUAUGGACAGCAUCCAAAUAUUAUUACUCUGAAAGAUGUAUAUGAUGAUGGAAAAUAUGUAUAUCUGGUAACAGAACUCAUGAAAGGUGGAGAACUGUUGGACAAAAUCCUUAGGCAAAAAUUUUUUUCUGAAAGAGAAGCUAGUGCUGUAUUAUUGACAAUUACAAAAACUGUUGAAUAUCUUCAUGCACAAGGGGUCGUACAUAGAGAUUUGAAGCCCAGUAAUAUCUUAUAUGUUGAUGAAUCAGGAAAUCCAGAAUCUAUUCGAAUUUGUGAUUUUGGCUUUGCAAAGCAGCUGAGAGCAGAAAAUGGCCUCUUAAUGACACCCUGUUACACAGCAAAUUUUGUUGCUCCGGAGGUAUUAAAAAGGCAAGGGUAUGAUGUAGCAUGCGACAUAUGGAGCCUUGGUGUCCUUCUAUAUACAAUGUUGACUGGGUAUACUCCCUUUGCAAAUGGUCCUGAUGAUACUCCAGAAGAAAUUUUGGCACGAAUAGGUAGUGGGAAGUUUUCUCUCAGUGGUGGAUACUGGAACUCUGUCUCAGAAACAGCAAAGGACUUAGUUUCACAAAUGCUUCAUGUUGACCCGCAUCAGAGACUGACUGCUGUUCAAGUUCUAAGGCACCCAUGGAUAGUUCACUGUGAUCAGUUGCCUCAGUACCAACUCAACAGGCAAGAUGCUCCACAUCUUGUGAAGGGUGCCAUGGCAGCUACAUACUCAGCAUUGAAUCGCAAUCAGUCCCCAGUUUUGGAGCCAGUGGGUCGCUCUACACUUGCUCAAAGAAGAGGAGUAAAAAAAAUUACCUCAACUGCUCUGUGAAAUGACCUCAUGUAAAAAAAAUGGUACCACAAUUAGUUGAUAGCACAAAUUAUGGCAACAGAUAGCACAUACCCCAAUAAACUGAAAGCACACUCUUCCAGCUGGUACUGUUAUGCUGCUGCUCCUGCUUUCAUCUUUUGAAAACUGUUAAAGACAAAACAUUUUCCUUCAAGUGGAGAAAAAAGUGGAAUCAGUGGAAAAAAACUAUUAAUGGAAAUAAUUAUGAAGACCUCUUGUUACAAUAGAUACACUGAAAAAGCACUCUGCACCAUAUAGCAUUAUUUUUAUAGGGAAUGCUUUUUUCCCUUUAAAAUUAUUUGAUACAUGUAAGGAUGGACAGUUUAUGUUAAGCACUUACCUUAAAAUAUGUUUAUAUUAGCACUGUGUAAUUUGUGCCAUCCAGUGUUUUAUAUGUUUUGUAUAUUUUUCCUAACAAUACACUUAUGUACUGUUUCCUUCUCUUUAGACUAAUUGAUUUGACAAUUAAAUCUGAUUAAAAUAUUAAUCAGUAUGAUUGGACAUCUCUAAAACAGCUUGACUGUUAAACAGCUAUUGAAUGUAAUUCUGUGAAUGUGUAUUUCCUUGCUUGGAUUUUCCCAUGGACACAAUUAUUAGAAAUCUUGGGAAUUGUUAAAGCAUUUAAUGGUAAAAUGGCAUAUUUUAAUCACUUGUGGUUUGCUAUGUAUGGAAGCAAAAAGGGUCUGCAUAUUGUCAUGAUGAGUGUCUUUUUGUGAACCUCAGAAACUAUGGCUAAAUAGUUCAACUUUGGUUCAACUGAUGUUAAUUGUGGUUUAUCUUUGUUACUUAAGCAGCAAUAGUAUUUAUUGCACAGUGCUGAUCAGAAAAUGGAGAGGGCAGAAAUGUAAUGUUUAAGUAGUAUGCACUGAAGUAGUGCAUUCUCCAAUAAUAAUGUUAGAUCAUUUUUAUGGCUAAAAAUUAACAGCAGGUCUGUUAUACUUGGGCCACUAUAGACAAAAGCAGCAUUGAGUACAAAUUGGAUGAAAUGUGUCCCAGUGUCUUCAACUGUUUUUAGUGGCUCUGCCUUCAAAGUUUGGCAUGUUCGUAGAUUACAAUCUUGAAGAAUGCUGUAUAAUCAGAUGCUAAGAUUGCAAUUCUAAACACACAUACUGAACAUAAUGGCACUACUUAUGUUGUUUUAUUGUUUUCAUGGGAACUGGGGAAAAUUCACCUCUUCAAAUUGUUUUGGGAUCAGAUAUAUGAGAUAUCGAACUUUUAUGUAUUGCAAAAUAUAAUAUUCUGAAGAAAUGAAGAAUUUUGGGUGGAUCAUCAGAAUUCUGCCAAAGAAAUUACUCUUUAUACAGUAGUAAUAUUUCUUUAUUGUCUUGCAUUUUGCCAAUAAGUUAGUCUCAGAUCAAUGUGGUAGAUAAAAGUAGGAAAUGAAAUAUAUCUUUUUUCUAUCAAA
Messenger RNA from Pseudonaja textilis, 3925 nucleotides. It is a transcript of the gene RPS6KA3, whose product is annotated as ribosomal protein S6 kinase A3. The record is from RefSeq and is a predicted model, not a curated record. Gene Ontology annotation, biological process: intracellular signal transduction; protein phosphorylation. NCBI's taxonomy places the organism in Eukaryota, Metazoa, Chordata, Lepidosauria, Squamata, Elapidae. Gene Ontology annotation, molecular function: protein serine/threonine kinase activity; ATP binding; magnesium ion binding.